UUGACAAUUCAUUGAUAGAAAAACAAAAAUGCUUAAAUAUUAGCUAGAAAUAAUUAAAAUGAGCGGUUUAAUAACAAAAGUACGUAGAUUGCCGGUGCAAUUUCCUUUAAUACGUGGCAUGGUGUCAUACGCUAUUAUAUGGCCCACUUGCAGCAUUGUACAAGAAUAUUUGGAACAUGGUACAACUUUAGAAAAUGCUGACCGAAGUAGAGCAGCCAGAUUUGGUAUCUUUGGAACGUUUUUUAUGGCCCCAGUGUUUUACAAUUGGAUGAAAUACACGAGUAGAUUCUUUAAGGGAAAAACUCUGAGUACGGCUAUAACUAGAGCUGUUAUUGAACAAGUUUCAUAUUCUCCCUUAGCUAUGGCUUAUUUCUUUUUCGGUAUGAGUGCGUUAGAAGGGAAAUCUUUUAAUGAAUGCGUGGACGAAGUGAGAGAGAAAUUCUGGCCGACGUAUAAGAUUGGCGCCCUCUUUUGGCCGACGGCGCAAACGAUUAAUUUCUAUUUUGUAUCAGAGAAGAAUCGUAUUGUUUUUGUCAGCGCUGCUAGCUUCGUUUGGACUGUUUAUUUAGCACAUGUGAAGUCUAGAAAUAAAUUUAUUGAACCUGUUAUUGAAGAAAUUGAUUUGAGUGAAGAAGUAAUUGUACAACAGAAAACCCAACAACGACAACAAAUACAACAAAAUAUUACAACUCACGCCCGGAACCCAGAGGGGUAGGUAGACCAGGACUUCCAUUUAGCAUGGUCCUGACACUCAUCUUCUUUAUUCGUUUACGAG
Papilio xuthus (Asian swallowtail) is the source of this 775-nucleotide messenger RNA. RefSeq names its product mpv17-like protein. The transcript has a single exon. NCBI's taxonomy places the organism in Eukaryota, Metazoa, Arthropoda, Insecta, Lepidoptera, Papilionidae. The coding region runs from base 59 to 715 and encodes 218 amino acids. The record is from RefSeq and is a predicted model, not a curated record. Gene Ontology annotation, cellular component: membrane; cytoplasm; mitochondrion.